AUGUCAACCUCAGCUCGGCGGCGUCUCAUGCGCGACUUCAAGCGUAUGCAGACAGACCCUCCUGCUGGUGUAUCUGCGUCGCCCAUUGCAGACAAUGUGAUGACAUGGAACGCAGUGAUUAUCGGUCCUGCAGAUACUCCGUUCGAAGAUGGCACGUUCCGUCUGGUGAUGCAUUUCGAAGAACAGUAUCCGAACAAGCCGCCGGGAGUCAAAUUCAUAAGUCAGAUGUUUCACCCCAAUGUCUACGGCACUGGAGAACUGUGUCUCGACAUCUUACAGAACAGAUGGAGCCCUACUUAUGAUGUUGCUGCCAUCCUGACUAGCAUUCAAAGCCUUCUCAACGAUCCGAACACUUCCUCACCUGCGAAUGUCGAAGCCUCAAAUCUAUACAAGGACAACCGACGGGAGUACAUGAAGAAGGUCAAGGAGACCGUCGAAAAAAGUUGGGAAGAUUAA
Messenger RNA from Bacidia gigantensis, 456 nucleotides. RefSeq names its product Ubiquitin-conjugating enzyme E2 2 (gene UBC2). The record is from RefSeq and is a predicted model, not a curated record. NCBI's taxonomy places the organism in Eukaryota, Fungi, Ascomycota, Lecanoromycetes, Lecanorales, Ramalinaceae. Gene Ontology annotation, cellular component: HULC complex. Gene Ontology annotation, molecular function: ubiquitin conjugating enzyme activity. Bases 1 to 456 code for a protein of 151 amino acids. The transcript is spliced from 4 exons. Gene Ontology annotation, biological process: DNA repair; proteasome-mediated ubiquitin-dependent protein catabolic process; protein polyubiquitination.